UUUGAUUCACAGCUACGAGCUAGGCCUUUAUGAACUCUACGUCUUCGACAUCCACUCAGAACUUUUCCGAAUUCCCCCUUCCCUCUCACGCCAGAAACUCUUCUACAAGCUCCCACUGGCCUUCAGAUAACGGGGCGUACUAUCACCAGCAAAAUUCGCAUCACAAUCAGGUUCCUAUACAGCCGAGACCGCAAAUCAAGCGCGAGCCUCAGCCGAUCCUUCCUCUUCUUCCUGACCACAAAUCGAACUUGAAUAAACAAGAGAUGGAAGAUUCUAUGCCCGCUACCAGCGAUUUUGUCAAGAAAUUGUACAAAAUGCUGGAGGACAAAUCAUUCCAGCACGUCGUAUGUUGGGGUCCUGCAGGUGACUGUUUUGUCGUCAAAGACAUGAACGAGUUUACAAAGUCUAUAUUACCGAAACUUUUCAAACAUUCAAAUUUUGCAAGUUUCGUCCGUCAGCUCAACAAGUAUGACUUCCACAAGGUCAAGAACACCGAUGACAAUUCAUUUGGGGAACACGCAUGGACAUUCCGGCAUCCAGACUUCCACGCUGAUCGCCGUGAAGCAUUGGAAAAUAUCAAACGCAAAGUUCCCACCUCACGCAAAUCGACUGGCACCAGCUCCGUGGCCACUACUCGGCCUUUAGCUGAUGGUCAGAGUAGAGCCGGAGGGAGCGGGAGCAGGAGUGGAAGCCCUGGUCCCAGUGGAUAUUACGGCCAAGGCCAAGGCCAUUAUUCAGAUUCAUAUCAAAUCAAUACUCUCCAAACCCAAAUUGACCGACUGACGGCGUCUCAUGAGGAGUUGUCCUCACAUAUACGGAGUUUGGAGAGGAAUAUCGGUGGUUUAGAGCGGAAUUUGGGUGGCUUGGAGAGAAACUACCAUGAGGUUCUAGUUGAAAUGGUUGGGUUUCAACGAAACAUGUCCCAGCAAGACACCGUCAUGCAAGGACUGGUCGAGUGGGUUUUGCGAACUGGGCCAGGGGGAGGUGAGGGCAAAGGCAAAGGUCCGGCUCUAGACCUCUCUUCGAGCUCCACAUCCCAAUUAGACUUUCCUCCCUCAACUUCAACAGCACCUUCCGCCGCUUCCCUCCCAUCCCUACCUAACUUCUCGCAACCUCAGCGGUCACCGCCAUUCGGUGACUCGACAUCCGCUCCUCCUCCUCCCGACUUUCGAGAUGCCAAGGGAAAGACGGCUUCGACGACCCUGAAUGAGCUCAGUAGGAGAGUGAACGAGCUCGGUCCGCAGGGGAGCAGUGGUAGUAGUGAACGUGAUCCAAUGCAGAGACCGCCAUCGAGGAUUUGGACUGCCGCUGCGAAUGCGGGGUUGAUCAAUCCUGAUGGGACGUUAGGCUCAGGCCCAGGUUCAGGUCCAGGUUCAGGUACCGGAGCCGGUGAGUUUGGGGUGGGCUUCGGUGGUCCCACUGGUCCUGGCUCUGGUGGAAAUGGUCAAACCACCCAGAUGGGUCCGGGGGGAACAGAUGUAUCUCCCCGCCCAGUAAAGAUCACGUCUAGACAAGAGGCGUUGGAGAGGAUUGAAGAGCUUCAGAAGAUGAGACCUGCAAGUGCGGGGUUUUUAAGCAACGCAGCUGCCAAGCUGGUUGGUGGUCUGGAUAUGUUUGGGAUGUUACGGUCCACUGGGCAGUUGUCGACAUCCAGGGAGGAACAGCGGACGGAAAAAGAACGGAAUGAGGACCGCAAUGAAGGUUCGUCCUCUGAAAUGGAAGAUAUGGUUAUGCCGACGACGAGUUCUGGUGCCGGGCGUUCUUCUUCACAACAACAUCAAGGAGGUUACCUGUUGGGAGCUGCGGCGACAUCUGCGACGAGAUCUGGUCCUUGGUCGCACACCGGUGAAAGGACUGCUUCGACUUCGAGCACCUCCCCGAGUAGCGCUAGCGAUCCGGCUUCUAGUUCGCUCUUCCAAGACUUUGCGAGUACGGGAAUGACAUUGAAUGAUCAUGCUGCUUUGGAGGUUUACACGGUAGGCCAUUUGAUGCCCAAGAGUGCGGUGGAUGAUAUGAGUGGAAAUUGGUCGUUUGAUAAUUCGUUGAUGGGAAGUGGGAGUGGGAAUACAAGGUUGUUCAAUGGCGGUUCGACAGGCGGUACGAAGAAACUCAGCGUCCGUCGGUCAACAUUCGUACCAGGCUGGACGGUAUCGCCGAGGGUGUUAUUGGUGGACGACGAUGCAGUCAGUCGAAAACUUAGCAGCAAGUUCUUGCAGGUAUUUGGAUGUAAGAUUGAUAUUGCUGUCGAUGGUGUCGGAGCGGUGAAUAAGAUGAAUUUGGAAAAGUAUGAUCUGGUACUGAUGGACAUUGUGAUGCCCAAGUUGGACGGAGUGUCGGCGACCUCCAUGAUACGGAAAUUUGACCAUAUGACCCCUAUCAUCUCAAUGACGAGCAAUGCCAAACCGAAUGAGAUAAUGACCUAUUAUUCCUCAGGGAUGAAUGAUAUCCUACCAAAGCCCUUCACAAAACAAGGGAUGUUGGACAUGCUCGAGAAACAUCUCAUGCAUCUCAAGGUAAUCCAACAAAUGUCUCGCGUUCCUAGGUCCCUCGGAAUUCCACCACUGUCAGAUGCUAGUUUUGAACAAGCCAUGACUUCCCAAGCUGCUCUCUUCCAACAACAGCAGCAGCAACAACAACAACAGCAAAACAUGGUGAACGGAUUAUUGGGAAUUCCCCCAGGAUCCCCGUCCUCUUCCUCCGGAAUGCUAUUUGACCCUGGCAAUCCAUCUCUUUCCCUCACUACUUCCAACGACAGAGACGAUUAUUUUACUCCUUCAAAUCCAUUUGCCGGGAUGGGUUUGACAGACGAGCAGUAUAAUACGAUCUUGGCGGGAUUGGUUAGUGGGGAAUCGUUUUCGGGAAGUAUGGGUGUGAUGGGGAUGCCCAGUAAUAACUUCGAUUCGUCUGGUGGGAUGGGACAAAAACGGCCGUUGGAUGAUCGCGACCUGAGUAUGAGAAGUGCUAAGAGGGGGAGGUUCGAAGUGGUAGAGUAAAGAACCGUUUUGGAACGUCAACUAAGUGGUAUGCAGGGAGUUGGUCGCUCUUUCGUUUUAUUUUCCUGUUCCUUUCGGGCUUCUAGAGACUCGAUAAUGUAAUAUUCUAGCCGUUUUUCUAACGUUCAUAGUUUUGUGUAGCUCUUACUCCUCUUACUUUUCCUCGCUGUCUACUCGUUAUCGUCGGGGUGGUAUCAUGUUCUGUAUUUUAGUAUCUGUCUGUAUUUGUAAUGUUCAAAAAUAUGUUUGAAACUUC
Messenger RNA from Marasmius oreades (fairy-ring Marasmius), 3249 nucleotides. RefSeq lists its product as uncharacterized. Gene Ontology annotation, biological process: regulation of DNA-templated transcription; phosphorelay signal transduction system. The transcript has 12 exons. The record is from RefSeq and is a predicted model, not a curated record. Lineage: Eukaryota; Fungi; Basidiomycota; Agaricomycetes; Agaricales; Marasmiaceae. The coding region runs from base 30 to 2993 and encodes 987 amino acids. Gene Ontology annotation, molecular function: DNA-binding transcription factor activity; sequence-specific DNA binding.